Molecule: messenger RNA, 1188 nt
Organism: Suillus subalutaceus
Lineage: Eukaryota; Fungi; Basidiomycota; Agaricomycetes; Boletales; Suillaceae
Exons: 4
Coding region: 492-1025 (177 amino acids)
Source: RefSeq, a predicted model, not a curated record
CCAGGUUCAUCGACCGUGAACGAAGUGGACCUGAUGAGAAUUAGGCUUUGUCUCUAAUGACCCCCGAGUAUCUGUCCUCCUUGGUACGUCAUGACAGGCACAAACGUCAUUAAUUUCAAGCAUCAGGUCCUCGCAAAUAGCGUGCAUGACGAAUACCUUGCCUGAUCCUUGAUCUACGCUUCCUCUUUCGCAUGUCUUCCCCUCCUUCUGGCUCUAUCGGUCAGUCCGAUGUCGCGCGCCUGAAUUCAACGUGCCCAUCUCACAGACUUACCGCUUAACGGUCUUUUUUUUUUAUCUCGGCUACACGCCAGUGCGAAUCCCUCCUAUCUACCGCCCGGAUACCAUGACGGUCUCCUGACAUGUCAUGGCUGCCGAAAUAGGCUGACGGCUUGCCAUGGCUAACUUGCAGAAAUACCUGGGAUGCGGCUGAAUUCCUCUUUCAUCAUCCCCUCACCGAAAACUUUCAACCUAUCUAUCCUUCGAUCCUCAUCAUGACAAGCUAUGGAAUGCCAUACCUCUUGGAGGACAAGACGGGCAAGCUGUCAGGAUCGCACUUCGUGGACAUCAAUGAUCGUUUGCGCUUGACGCUUCGAUGCACCUCUCGGGGAUCUACGCACGCAACAUAUAUAAUUUACAACGCGGCAACAGGAACAGAUCCAGUCGUGACCCUAAACUUCGGCUCCAACAACUCCCUCGGAACAAUAACUUUUGGGUCUGGUUCUCAGGUACCCAUGAGCAGCUUCCUUGAACCAUCUUUCAAUGGGAGUGCAAAGACGAGGAAGUUCAUUGGGUCUGAUGGCCAGCAGUACAAAUGGAGCUGGCGAGCCACACAGAGCGAGGAGUGGACGUGUACAAACGCAAGUAACCAUCAAGUCGCGUCGUAUUCGUUGAAAGUACCCGGAGAGCCAGAAUACGAUCACUCCUCUGGAUGCGUGCUUACUAUUGAAGAGGCCUAUCCGCACCUCGCAGCCGAGAUGUUGGCCUCCCUGACAAUAAUGAGACAUAUAGUCGCCCAUAACCUUUGAUGUUUUUUGAUGAUCAACACCUGUAAUUUUGGAGCUGUACUACUACAUUCGUAUAUUAUUCUUGUAUAACUGUAGCAUAUCAUCUUGAUUUAUGUAUAUCUGAUACGUACCAUAGUUGUUGUACCAUAUUCUUGAGAGGGGAAUGAAACAAGUCGUCUUGGAA